AUAUUCCUCUGCUUGCCGAAACUAUCCCAAAAGCUAGAAAACGCAACGCCUGAAAUGUUUGUUCUUUAACCUUUUUUUUCCUCUCCUCUCCUCUUCCUUCUUCGUAACAUUUUUGCCAGGAAGCAAAUCUGUGAGCUUGAGAGAGAUGGGGAAGAACAAUAAGAUCGGAAGCGUCGUGCGGAUCCGUCAGAUGGUGAAACAAUGGCAGAAGAAAGCUCAGACUCACAUCGGAUCCAACAAGGAGCCUCCCGUUUCCGACGUACCUCCCGGCCACGUGGCCGUUACCGUCGGCGAGAAUCGACGGAGGUACGUUGUCCGCGCGAAGCAUCUGAACCAUCCGAUCUUCCGACGGCUCCUAGCGGAGGCGGAGGAGGAGUACGGGUUCUCCAAUGUCGGUCCGCUGGCGAUCCCUUGCGACGAGUCGCUGUUCGAGGAGAUCAUUAGGGUCGUGACUCGGUCCGAGUCGUCGGGACGUGGCGGUCCGGCGACGUUGGAGGAUAUCAGGAGGUGCUGCCACGUGGGGGUGGCUGCGAGGAAGGUGGAGUAUUUAGGUGAAUCUCGGCCGUUGCUUCCUGCGAUUGCUGAAAAGUCGGUAUGCUAAAGGAGUUUCGCAAACCGGGAUUGAUUGAAUGCUUUGGUUAGAGAGAAUUUUUUCAAUCUCUAAUUAGAGAUUUGGUUUCAUUUUUAUGUCUUUUUUUUAUUUUUAUUUUCGUUUUGAUGAUUCUAGUUUGACAGGAGAUGGCAAUUAGGGGUUUGAUUGUUUUUUAAUCUGGUUUAUAUCUAAUGUCAUCCCAGGAUUGAAGGAGAUGGUGUUUGGUUAGAGAUCCUCAGUUUUAGAUUUAGUUGUUUUGGAUUUAGUCAAAAAUCCCUUUUUAUUUUGUUUUUUUUGGCUAUUUUCACUUUGUAUGUUCAGAUUUCUGGAUUUUAACUGAAGAAAUAAUAAAGAAAUUUGAAGAUA
Molecule: messenger RNA, 958 nt
Organism: Raphanus sativus (radish)
Lineage: Eukaryota; Viridiplantae; Streptophyta; Magnoliopsida; Brassicales; Brassicaceae
Product: auxin-responsive protein SAUR50-like
Exons: 1
Coding region: 146-601 (151 amino acids)
Biological process (GO): response to auxin
Source: RefSeq, a predicted model, not a curated record